AUGGAUGAAUUACAAAGUCUUUUAAUGUCCCCACCUUCUGCUGUUGAAAACCUUCUUAACCCUGAAAUGGAACAAGAAGUUUUAGAUUAUUUUAGUUCUCUCAAUAACGAUACACCUGUCAAUGUCGAACCUGAUCCACAACCUUCAACUAACAGCCAAAAUCUUGACACUUUACCAGUAUCUACGAAUCGUAGACCUCAACAAUCCUUACCGUCUAAAAAUCUACAUUCUCCUAACGAAAACUUACCUCUACCCGCUGAAUCAAAUUCCAAAACAAUUCAAUCCACUGAAAACCAGGAUAAAUCGCCUGACGAUGACUAUAAAGACUCAUCAACCCCACCAGCAGAAAUACCUACCCCUGAAAUAAUCUCUUCUACCAGAAACAACGAUAGUCGUUCUGAAUCCAGAGAUAUCCCAGCUCCUUCUUUAAGAAGAAAUAUAUAG
Molecule: messenger RNA, 444 nt
Organism: Danaus chrysippus (African queen)
Lineage: Eukaryota; Metazoa; Arthropoda; Insecta; Lepidoptera; Nymphalidae
Source: the annotation of a GenBank genome assembly